GCGCGGCGGCUCCGGGCAGGGCCCGGCCCCCCCCGCGCCGCCGCCGCCGCCGCCGCCGCCGCCCCGCUCCGGCCCCGCCGCCCCCGCCCCGCCAUGCUGCGGCCGCCCGGCGAUGCCUGUGGCUCGUGGCUCCGCUGAUCCGCUGGCGUCUCCAGCUCGCGCUGUCCCCCAUGGGCUCGCCAGUGUCAUUUGUCCUCUCCAGGAUGGCGGCCUGCGGGGGGGCCGCUAAGAACAAGGUGACGGUCUCCAAGCGGGUGUGGGACUUCUUGACCAAGGAGAGCCCGGCCAAGCUGGCCCGCCUGAAGGAGGAGACCAAGGUCAGCAUCAUGGUGGAUGGUGAGACCUCCGACAUCUACGUCCUGCAGCUCUGCGUGCCCCCCCCCGGCCCCCCCGGGGGGCUCUGCCCGGCCCGUAAAGCCCUCAAAGCUUUAUUGAAGGAAACGGAGAAAGAGUUGAAGAAAAAAACUCAACGUCACGGCGAGUUGGUGGGUUGUGUCACCGUCCUGGAGCCCGGCGGGGCCGGUUUGGGGGGCCGGGGGUCGACGGGGGGCCGCGGCGGCGGGUCGGCGGCGGCAGCCGGUUGUUCGCGGGAUGAGGAACCCGACCGGCAGUGUCCCAUCUGCCUGGGGGAGAUCCAGAAGAUGAAGACGUUGGAGAAAUGCCGACAUUCCUUCUGCGAGGACUGCAUCACCCGGGCGCUGCAGGUGAAGACGGCCUGUCCCAUGUGCGGGCGCUUCUAUGGGCAACUGGUGGGCAACCAGCCCCCCAACGGGCGCAUGCUGGUCACCAGGGACGCCGGCCUCCUCCUGCCCGGCUACGAGAAGUUCGGCACCAUCAUCAUCCAGUACGUCUUCCCGCCCGGCGUCCAAGGGGUGGAGCACCCCAACCCGGGGGUGCGGUACCCCGGCACCACGCGCGUCGCGUACCUGCCCGACUGCCCCGAGGGCAACAAGGUGCUGGGGCUGUUCCGCAAGGCCUUCGACCAGCGCCUCACCUUCACCGUCGGCACCUCCAUGACCACCGGCCGCGCCAACGUCAUCACCUGGAACGACAUCCACCACAAGACCAACUGCACCGGCGGGCCCCAGCUGUUCGGAUACCCCGACCCCACGUACCUCGCCAGGGUGCAGGAGGAGCUGCGGGCCAAGGGCAUCACUGAGGACUGAGCCUGGGGGGCGGCGAGGACCCCCCCGGGCAGCAGGACCCCCCCGGCUGGCAGCUGCUGCCCGUGCCGGGGGCACAAGGAGCGUGCCAGGGCCUGCCGAGGGGGGGGCACGGUGCCACGCAGCCCCCCCACACCCUGGCACGGACGGACAGACGGUGUCACUCUGUACAUACCCCCCACAGCCCCCCCAGGACAGACAGACAGGCUGGGGGGGGUCCUGUGCCCUCUGCACUCCCCCCCCCCCAGCCCCACAGCGGGUCGGUGCCCCCGGGGGGGCGGGGGGUUAAUUUAUUUUUUAUUUCUAUCCCCCCCCGCCCCCCCCCCCCCCCGCUCUGUAACUUUGAUCCAAUAAAAAUAUGCAACACUG
Phalacrocorax carbo (great cormorant) is the source of this 1532-nucleotide messenger RNA. The record is from RefSeq and is a predicted model, not a curated record. Lineage: Eukaryota; Metazoa; Chordata; Aves; Suliformes; Phalacrocoracidae.